CGGCCAAUUUUCUAGUAUAUGGAUAGGGUUUAGACUUCACAGUUCUCCUGCCUACCCCGUCCCUCCCCAAGCGCGCCGUCUAGGGUUUCACAGCCGUGCCCCGAUCCAUUCGAGCGCCCCGCACCGCCGCCAUGGAGUUUGACGAAUACGAGUACUUGGAGAAGGCGGUAGAGCCCGCUCCCCCACAGGCCAAUGGUUCCGGCUCCGGCUCCGGCGAGAAGGACCGCGGCUCGCGCCGCCGCGAGGGCGGCGAGGACCGCAUAUCGAAGCGCUCUCGCUCGGGGGAGGACCGCGACCGGGACAGGCACCGCAGCGGCCGGGAGCACCGUGACCGGGACAAGGAUGACGUGAAGGAGGAGAGGAGCCGCGAAAGCCGCGGGAAGGACAGGGACAGGGAAGGGAGAGAACGGGAGAAGGAGAGGGGUGACAGGCACCGGCUGAGAGAGAGGGAAGUGGAACGGGAGCGGAGGAGCCGGAGCCGCUCGGAGCGGCGCCGUGCCGAGGAAGAGGAGAUGGUUAGGGAGCUGGAGCGGGAGCGCGAGCGCAGCGAGCGACAUCACUAUCGCGACCGUGAUGUCAGAUAUGAUACGAUAGAGCCGUCUUCAGAUGGUAUCUGCAAUUGGGCCUGACUCAAGAUAUCAGGCGUAGGAAAGAUGACGGGGCAGAGCCAGAAGUUGAUCCAGAAAGGGACCAGAGGACUGUAUUUGCCUUCCAGCUAUCUUUGAAGGCAGACGAGAGAGAUGUUUAUGAGUUCUUCUCAAGGGCUGGGAAGGUUCGUGAUGUUCGUCUUAUCAUGGACCGGAACUCAAGACGUUCUAAAGGAGUUGGGAUUGCACACUGAAAUUUAAUAAUUUGGUCUACCUGCUGGGAUUAUCGGCAAUUUACAAGUUUCUAGGCAAUAAAGGGGGCACCCAAGAACCAAGUUCGAAAACCUCCACUAGUUUUGAUCAAAAUGCCUGAAGUUUUCUGUGAAAAUUUGAAAUAUCUUAACAUAUGAUGCCCCACUUAUUGUUUUUCUUUUCUUUUACAGGAAGACAACUUUUUUUGGAUGCUUUGAUGAUUGUACUAAACAUAUAUCUCAAUUCACAGGUACAUUGAGUUUUACGACGUUAUGUCUGUUCCAAUGGCAAUUGCUCUGUCUGGUCAACCGCUGCUUGGACAAGCAGUGAUGGUUAAACCAUCUGAGGCUGAAAAGAACUUAGUUCAGUCAAAUGCGACAUCAGGUGGUGCGGCUUCAGGUGGAGCAAGAAAGUUGUAUGUUGGCAAUCUUCACUCAAAUAUUACUGAAGACCAAUUGAGACAGGUAUUUGAACCAUUUGGGCAAGUAGAGCUUGUACAGCUUCCUGUAGAUCCAAUGACUGGAUUGUGCAAAGGUUAUGGUUUUAUUCAGUUUGCACGGCUUGAAGAUGCAAAAGCUGCACAGAGCUUGAAUGGGCAGCUUGAUAUCGCUGGCAGAGUUAUUAAGGUUUCAGCUGUUACCGAUCAUGUGGGAAUGCAAGCUAGUGGAGCAACUACUGGAGAUUUAGAUGACGAUGAAGGUGGAGGCUUGGCACUAAAUGCAAGUUCCAGAGCUGCUCUAAUGCUCAAAUUGGACAGGAGUGGUACUGCGACCAGCUUAACUCGUGGUAUUGGUGCUGCUGGUGUGGCUGUACCAGCUACUUCUGUUAUUGGGGCUCCAGGAGCUGCUUCUCUUCUACCACCAACAGUUGCUGCUGUUGGAUCAGUUCCUGGGGCACCUGUGCUUCCUGUUACCACUCAGAAUGUGACCAUGUCUACACCUACAGAAUUCUUGUUGCUUAAAAACAUGUUUGACCCAGCAUUGGAGACAGAUCCUGAUUUUGACUUGGAUAUUCGAGAUGAUGUCCAAGAUGAGUGUUCCAAGUUUGGUGCAGUGAAGCAUAUUUUUGUUGACAAAAAUACUGCAGGCUUUGUGUAUCUGCAGUUCGAUAGCGUGACUGCAGCAGCAAAGGCCCAAAAUGCCCUUCACGGAAGAUGGUUCGCUGGGAAGAUGAUUACAGCGACAUUUAUGUCCGCUCUGGAGUACAGUACGAAGUUCCCAAACUUGUGAGCAUAUGCCGGGAAGAGUUGGCCAGACCUGCAUAGUUCGUUUGGAGUAUUCGCAAGUGCUGUAUCGUUGGAUGGUAGACGAACACCUUAUUGAUUGUAUGACAGGGUAGUUGCAGCACCGGGCGUCACUAUCAGUACAAUGCUUGAUGUACUUUAUUUACGGCGUCGCAGUGACCAAACCUUAUUUUUGUCCACCGAAUGAAAUGCCCUAUCAUCUCCAGGCUUGUUGGCAUAUGGUUGAUUUUCUGGACGAUCACCAUAACACAUUUUUGUCAGAUUUCCAAUGUGCUUUAUUUUUUAUUCUCUUA
Messenger RNA from Zea mays, 2375 nucleotides. RefSeq lists its product as uncharacterized. Gene Ontology annotation, cellular component: nucleus. The record is from RefSeq and is a predicted model, not a curated record. The transcript is spliced from 15 exons. Gene Ontology annotation, molecular function: RNA binding. Gene Ontology annotation, biological process: mRNA processing. The coding region runs from base 1112 to 2068 and encodes 318 amino acids. Lineage: Eukaryota; Viridiplantae; Streptophyta; Magnoliopsida; Poales; Poaceae.